Lates calcarifer (barramundi perch) is the source of this 10122-nucleotide messenger RNA. It is a transcript of the gene hic1, whose product is annotated as hypermethylated in cancer 1. The transcript is spliced from 2 exons. Gene Ontology annotation, biological process: regulation of transcription by RNA polymerase II. NCBI's taxonomy places the organism in Eukaryota, Metazoa, Chordata, Actinopteri, Centropomidae. Bases 509 to 2752 code for a protein of 747 amino acids. The record is from RefSeq and is a predicted model, not a curated record. Gene Ontology annotation, molecular function: DNA-binding transcription factor activity, RNA polymerase II-specific; RNA polymerase II cis-regulatory region sequence-specific DNA binding; protein binding. Gene Ontology annotation, cellular component: nucleus.
AAGACGAUGUGUUGAGAAGUUCAAGUCGGGGUCACUUGAAGUUCCUGCCCUCGAUUUUACCUUUUAGUUUUAUUAUAGACUGACAUCACACGGGGCGCUAAAACACUUAAGGCGCAUAGAGGCUCCAUUAUCAUCCCGGUGCGCGUUAUUGCUCCGACUCAAAAAUAGCUAAGGAAAUUACUAGAAAAAAAAAAUAGGAGGAAACUGAUGCUGGUCUAAGCACGUAUUUUUUAUAGGAGGGGAUGAGAAAGAGGGGAGAGGAGGGGCAGAGAAGCAGAGAGAAAGAGGGAGAGGGAGGAAAGUGGGUGGGAGGACGGACCUAAAGGAGCGACAAGAAAUUCAUAUCAAUUAAUAAUCAUAAAAAAAGAGCUGGCAGACGCGCUCGGAAAACUGGCAUGGUUUGUUGGGGAGGCUGGCAGUUCAAAGCUGAAACGUCAGAUAUGACUCCUAGAGACUGCUGAGAUGAUCAUUAAGGGAGACUUAGAUCGGAUGGCAGAAGACAUCGGGCAUGCAGAUAUCUGUUGUUGCAGGUGGCGGACUGAAGACGAUGCUGGAUGCCAUGGAAGUUCCAAGUCAUGCUAGGGAUCUCCUCCUGCAGCUCAACAGCCAGCGCACCAAGGGCUUCCUGUGUGAUGUUAUCAUUGUGGUGCAGAACGCCCUCUUCAGAGCUCACAAGAACAUUCUGGCUGCCAGCAGCCUCUACUUGAAAUCUUUGGUGGUCCAUGACAAUCUCAUCAACCUCGACCACGAGAUGGUGAGUCCAGGGGUCUUCAGGGUCAUUCUGGACUACAUCUACACGGGCCGCCUCAGUGAGGGAGACCCCGCUUCUCCCACUGAACCCAAUCUGGGGGCUGUCUUGGCAGCAGCCAGCUACCUUCAGCUGCUUGACUUAGUGGCUUUGUGCAAAAAGAAGCUGAAAAGACAUGGCAAGUACCCUCCACGCCCAGGUCCUGCAUUUCUGCCCUACCCGAAGAUGGGACCCAAUAGUAUGGGGUUAGGGGGUGGUGGCAGGUAUAGGGUUUCUACUCCUGUCAUUCAGCCCUGCCCUCCAGUUUUGAAUAGCCAUGCAGCCCGGGCUCCACAGCUAGAUGAGCUAGUUCCCCAUCGGCUAACCAUCCACACUGGGGAGCUGUAUGCUCCCACCUCCACCCAGGGCUCUCAGGUGUUCCCGUCCCUGCAGUCAGCUCUGCCUGCCCAGCUUGGGCGCUCAGCCCACCCCGAGAGGAACUGCUCCCCCAGCUACGGCCUUGAUCUCUCCAAGAAAAGCCCCAACUCCCAGUCUCAGCACACACCCUCUCAUUCCCAUCUGGCAAACACUCACAAUGAUGAGGAGCGGGACAAGACUCUGAGCGGCCGCACUAGUCCCAUGCAGGGGACGAAUGGCAGGGCCUUCCCCAAUGAAAAAAUGGAGUCGACGGACCAGGGAAGCUCCCUCACUCCUCCGCCUUUCCCCCAUCUUAACCAGCCACUUGGCCCACACCUCCCCCACCUGCACCGCUCAGGCUCCCAAGGCACAGAUUGCUACCCGUGCCCCCCCAGCCCUGACACCCCCACGGAAGGUGGAGAGGCAGGCAGAGAAAUGGGCAACAUCUACCGCUGGGUGAAACAUGAGCCACUGUCAUAUACAGCUGAGGAUGAAGAUGAAGACGAGGAUGAAGAGGAGGGGGGUGAAAAUGGAGACCAGCACCAUAACCACCACAAGGCAGGGGAGGAGAGUGAAGGAGCGGAUGACAAGAGCGGGUCAGGCACAGAGGAGACAGGCAGCAGUGAAGGCCGCCCCUCCCCUACGGGACCGAUGGGGAGGUUCCACAUGUCGUAUGAGCCGGAGAGCUUCGGGGACAAUCUGUAUGUCUGCAUUCCCUGUGACAAAGGCUUCCCGAGCUCAGAACAGCUCAACGCACAUGUGGAGACACACACAGAAGAGGAGCUGUACGGCAACUCUGGCGGGGAGAUGGGGAACAGCAAUAACAGCAGCACCAAAAACAUGACCAGCAAUACAAACGGUUAUGGGAGCCUGAACAGCAGCAACAGCUUGAACAGCCUGUCCCAUCUGGAGAACAAGUCGAGCCAGGGGCUGAGUUCAGGGAGCAUCGGGGAGAUGAUCCGACCCUACCGCUGCUCCACCUGCGACAAGUCCUACAAAGAUCCAGCCACUCUGCGACAGCACGAGAAAACCCACUGGCUGACGCGGCCGUACCCCUGCAGCAUCUGCGGCAAGAAGUUCACGCAGCGUGGCACCAUGACGCGCCACAUGCGCAGCCACCUGGGCCUUAAACCUUUCGCCUGUGACUCCUGCGGCAUGCGCUUCACCCGCCAGUAUCGCCUCACCGAGCACAUGCGCAUCCACUCUGGGGAAAAGCCCUAUGAAUGUCAGGUGUGCGGGGGUAAGUUUGCCCAGCAGCGCAACCUCAUCAGCCACAUGAAGAUGCACAGUAGCGGAGGGGCUGGAGGGGGCCUGACCACGGAUGGGAAACUGAAGCUGGACUUUGCAGAGGGCAUCUAUCCUCUGAGUAAAUACACAGCGGAGCACCUGGGGCUGAAGCAGGAGAAGGCCAACGAGCUUCUCAUCCAAGCCCAGCAGCAACUGGUAGCUGAUGCAAAGGUCAUAGAGAGCCUCUACCCACUGUCAAAACUGGCCUCGGAGCACCUGGGCCUCCCCCACGACAAGAUGGAUGUCCUGGGCCAACCCCUGCCCCCUCCCCCACAGGCCCUGAGUGAAGCCCGCACCAUUGACCGCUACUCACCCAGCUAAGACAUAUGACCUGUAUAAAUGGCAGUCACCAGUAGGUCUGUGUGCACACACAACUCGCAGUAUUCAAAAGCCAUUCACCUCAAGUCAGUAUCUCCUCUGCACCUCAGACUCAGGCCAAAAGGAAUUGGUCUGCUAAUGCACACCAAAAUGUGUAGACUGUAAGUGCCUUUCUAUGCAUCUAAUGUAUCUUAAAGUCCUCCUUCAUAAAGGGGGCCUGUGCUAUUCCAUGACCAAGAGACACUCACUUAAAGAAGUACAGUAUUUAUGUACAGCAUAUGCAAACAAACAUUUUCUUAAAAAAAAAAAAAAAUCAGCCAUUGAGCCAAAGUGACAAAUUGAAAACCAAAAAAAAAAAAAAAAGAAAAAAAAGAAAUUGUUUUAUUUAUUUUUGUAUCAUAAUGAAAUCCAAAGAGAAACUGUUGCAAGGAAGUGUUGCAAUCAGACCCUAAACCUGUGUACUAUUAAGUAUCAUCUGUGUACAAGAAACAAAAAAAAGCACAUAAGGACAAGAUUCAGGGUUUGUGUCCAGACCUGAGCGGAACUUUUAUUAAAUGAACAAGCCAACUCUUCUGGACUUUAAAGUAAUGGGAGGAUAUACUUUUUUUUUUUUUUUUUUUUUAAUUCUUUUCUGUUUUUGGGGUACUGGACAAUUUAUGUAUCUCACCCUCCAGCUUUCUUCCCAUCAUGUUCCUGCUUCCCCAACAAGUCGUGAGGAAAUAACUGAACGAUAAGGGCAAUUGCUUCAGCAUUUUUGGUAAAAUCUCCACUGCUUUAUUUUCUCCACGUUUUUGAAAGUUGCCCUCUCCCCCACAUAUUUGUGCGGCGAAGGCUCAUGCUAUGUGACAGUAAUGGUAGCUUAAUCAGCCUUACACUCAGCGCUUGAGCUAAAACUUCCUUUGUAUUUUUGACUAACAUCCCUUAGCUUUCAGUUGUUAUUGAGAUGCAGCAAGCACAGCCCUGUGAUCUCAUAACUGGGACAUGAUUGCACAUACCCAACUGAUGACACACUAAUCCCUGUUCAUGAUGAGUGUAGCUUCAUCUCAUGGUGUAGACGAAGCAUGGGUGUUGCCUCUUGACAUUGUGUAAUAUUUACAAUUACGGAUGCAGCCGAGGCAGGCAGCAGAGGCAAGGACCAGGUCAGAAUUAAUGACACAGAAAUCUGUCAUUUACUGUCAAGAGGAAUUACUUAAUUCGCGGUGGUCUGAUGAUUAAUUGAGGAGCAGCAGUAGUGAAAAUGCUGCGCUCCGCUCCACCGUACGACCUUUCUUUUGACCUCCCUCCCCUGUAGUCUGUUGUCUGGGAGCCCUGCUACUGUUGACAGGCCAAAGUGAGUGCUGUACUCAGCCUUUUGCCUUAAAAGUGCUCUACACGCCAUGCACACGCACACGCACACACGCACGCACACACACACACACACACACACACACACACACACACACACAUAUAUAUAUACAGAGCAGGCUGCUAAUCUGUCAGUGAUAUGAACAUAAGAAGGGGUUUGCGGGUCUUCCCUGGAAGCCAGCGGGUGAACAGCAACAACCCAGCUGCUGUGGCUCAGUAAUCCCUGUGAAAUCUCACUUUUCUCCUGGACAAUUCACACUGCUUGCCGGCAUGAUGUCCCAUUUCAUGCCUGCCAUCUUACCCCUUCUGAUCCAUGUAUUAACAUCACAUCCCGGGCCCCGGCAAAUGCCCCCCCCCCCAGCCUUGCCUCCUUUCCCCUCUCCACCGCCACCCCCGCUGGUAUCAAACGCGGAAACAAAGAAUGACAUAUUUCUGUGUUGGCUGACCAGCAGUUCCUCCAGCUUGAAAACAAAAGAGCACUUAAAGGUUGCGGGUUGAAGGCACAUUCUUGUCUUUGAAUGUUUAUUCCAAAGAACAUGCUGGGGCUUUUCUCUUUUUUAUUUUUCCACUUUUUUUUUCUGGUCCUUGAUUCAGAUUAGAAAUGUCUGACCACUAUAGUGCCAAUGCCAACCUCAGUGGGUGAAUGUGAAGACUAAAGCCAUAAAUACACUGUGAUAGACAUAGAGAAUCUUAAAGGCUUACAAAAAAAAGCAGAGAUAAUGUGCCUGACUUUUGGGAUUGUUUUUUUUUAAAUGUAACAAUAAUUUAAGGGCUUUCUUUUCUGUAGCAUAUGAUCAUAUCAAACAUGUUGUUUCCUGUCACUUACUUUUCUUUACUUCAUUUUGAUUUGAACUGAAAGCAGCGCACGUGAAACUGGUGCUUACCUCAGGACUGAACCCAGCAUGGGGAUGCUAAGCUUUAGUAAACUUUCUAAAAAAAAAAAAAGAAAAAGAAAAAGAAACAUUGUCUUCACACAUACACAGACACACAUGCAUACACACUCUCACACACUUUUUUAUUUUUAUUUUCUUAUUAACAGGGCAGUGGUCCUGUGUUAAACCUGUGGUUAUUUCUGUGUUUAUAAAUUUCUUGUUACAGUUUUAUGGUGAAGAGAUAACAUGUGAUAUUAACAUUUUGUCUUAACAUGUUUUUAGUUUUUUUUUUUUAUACUAUGCGGUAUACAUUUUCUUUUGUGUCGUGUCCUCAAAGAGGCUUGUGGUGGUCUGACCAGUUCAAUCGUUGUAACAUAAGUCAUUUUGGUAGUAUCUUAACUGGCUGUUUGUGAAUUUCUGAACCACAUUUUAGCGAGCAUGUUGGUAUUGAUCUUUGGUUUCAACCACAUACAUACGGUUGAGCCUAGGUGACGAGUGUAGCGUUUUGUAAACGUUUGUGUUUGCCCACAAGACACGAUGUAUUAUCAGUAGUUCUUUAAACAGACGAGCAGUGGCUUUUCUGGGCAAGUAUGAAAACUGACCUUUUUUCUCCAGAGGUUAGUGAACUUACAGCAGGAGUCAGACUGAGGUCGUGCAUGCACACAAACACACAGGAAGCCUGCUUGUUUUGGUUGAUGCUUCAAGUUUUUGGGGACUCUGUUGCUGAGCUCUGUAACCAAAAAAAAAAAAGAAAAGAAAAGGAGAAAGAAAAGCUCAAAUGCAACAUUACUCACAGUAGAAACUUGGUCUACAAACAUGUGCAUACGUGUUAAAAGUGGCGGAUGUCAGUCGUGGGAAUUUUGAGUCCCCUCACUCCCUCUCAUUCACUAGUUUAAAUGAAAAUCUGUCUUCUCCUUUCCCUGCCUUACACCAUUAAAAUAACAUGAAGUGUUUUCCACUGUCACUUCAAAUCUGUGCAGGAGGGAAGAGCAAGAUAAUGCCUGAACAUUUCUGUAGGAUGUGCACUGUUUGAAAGUUGCUCCGUCACAUUCAUGUGUGUGACGGGCGGGAGGGGUGGGGAAGGUUGUGUAUCUAUAGAAAAGGGAAGCGUUUUCUUGUCUGUUUGUGUGUCCCUAUGCUAUUUGAGCAUAUAAGGCGCUGUUAAUGCACGUCCUGGGAAUAGGCUUGGUGUGAAGGAGAAGAGCAGAGGAGCAGGAAGUGAACUUUUGGUUGGUGUGCUGUGUCGAGCAGGAUGUGCCGUGUGUUUCUGCUCAGGGGCAGAUAGAGAAGGGGACGGAGAAUGGGGAGGGAGAGGAGCAAGGAGAGCGCAGCGGGGUGGACACGAGCCAUUGUCUCAGUAUGAAAGCCUGUUCGUACUUCUAAAACUCUCCAUUCAGAAAACAAGUAGACUGUAUCUUCUCUUUUCCUUCCCCUUCCCCCUGCUCUUUGGGAAUAAACCUCUGUUCAGUAUCACGAUGAUACGAUGUCGUGGCCUUUCAAGCGCUGCACAGCGAGGAAGCCAUUCAGACAUUUUGUUACAAUUUGAGGAUGUUGUGGAUUAAUUUUUUUGGCAUCCUUUUGGUCACAGGAAUACAUUACAAUAUUUUCCCCCAUAGUAUGUCCACGUUUUGAACAUUUCUAAAACUUGGGGCUAGGGCAGAUCAAUAUGAAGGACAUAGAAACUGUAUUGUAAAUCAUAAUUUAAAAAAAACUGGCAGCAUUUCUUUUGCUCUGUGGUUGAUUCAGUUAGUAAAAUUAGAAGAGGCUUGUUUCAAUUUAAUGGUGUAGCCACUCACCCCAUGGGGUUUUAUGCCAUAUGCCUUUGUUAAUGUUAUUUAUACGACACGUCAACUCAGAAAAACUUCUUGUUACCACCAAAGUGGUUUAGAUGAAGAUGUUUUGAAAGUAAUAACAUUAGGCAUUUAAAACAAUUAGUCACAUUAAUUAAUAUAAUGAAAAUGAAAGAACACAAAUAUAAAAAAGUGCAGUAAGGCAAACCACCAACUUUGAGAUGUGGGUUGAUCUUUUUAUUUUAUUUUACCUUAUUUUUUAGACCAUUUCAUUCCUUUGUAAUGUAAUGGCAACCAUCCCAGGCCCCGUAACUUUUCUAACACUAACAUUAUAGAAGUAAAAAUGAUCUGGAUGAGUUCCAGUGGCCCCAUAUAGACCAAAAAACAGGCUUUGGUUUAAUAUUAAAAAAUGCAAAGCAUGCCUUUAAGCUUUCCACCAGCGGCAGCAGGCCGAGGUCACCUAUGCGACUCUGACAGGCUGGAUAGUCCCGAUCUGCAAUCAUAACGCUGUUUGACAUUUAUUGUGUUUCACGCUGUGUGCCAAAAGGACUGAAGCACUUAGCAGACAUCGCAGAUGCUCAAAACAAAACUCAGCAACCGGUCUUUGUAGUUUCCAUGGGUUGUGUUGUCGAACUUACGCUUCUGACCAACCUUGACUUUGCCGUGUUUUGAUAGCCAUUAUCUGCGUGGCUAAUCACGAGAGCACAGAGCGCAGACAUGCCACUGUUGUCCAGUGUACAUAUUUCUUUUUAUGAGGACUCGUGAGCUAAAGCCAAAUAAUAUCAAUAAUCAAGCCUUGUUUUGGCAUCACAACCAUAAACUGACUCUUAAGUCAACCAAUACAAACGUGCCUUCAGUCUAACAAGCAUUCAAUGAUGUUGCAAUAAUUUGUGUGAGUGCAUGCAUGUAUAUGUGUGUGUGAGUGCGUGUGUGUGUGUGUGUGUGUGUGGUUUUCUGAAGUGUGUACAUAGUGCACCUGUCCAUCUACAUGUCUGAACGCCUUUCCCACAGUGUAGCAGGGGUGAAGUACAAGGGAGAGAUUUGACACUUUCAAGAGUCUUUAUUACAAGCAGCUGCUUUAGAUUUAUUUCCCCCGAACUGCACUUUUCUGGAAAAAUCAUUGUAUUGUGAUUUUUUAUUACCCUUAUGAUCCCCUAGAAGUCCCCGCAAUUGCCUUUCCUCUGGCACUUUGCUUCCUUCGCCUUCCCUCCUCUUCCUCCCUCCAGCGCAGAGCUUGGCCGCGCUCGUUCGGCCGCCUCUCGUUACCUCAAAGCGCAGCUCUCCUCCUCACCUCUCUCUCUCUUUCUCUCUCUGUGUCCCUUCCUCUCCUCUUACACUCAACACAAACCGCUGACCCCACAGCGCCCGCCGCCUAGCCCCCCCCCCCCUUUCUCCCCUCUCUCCUCCCCCCUCCCUUUCUCCCGUGAUCCACUUACUUCCAGCUGUUUUUCAUGCUGAAGAAGACAGUUGUCUAAAUGUUUAUGUGAGGAGCUACUUUCUUUUUCUUUAAGCCCUGAUCAAUUUCCAAAAUGAACUUUGUGGCAUGUGUUAAAAUACAGCAGAUGAUGGGCCAAAUAAAAAAGUCUGACAUCGUUAUUGUAUUCUGAUCCCCCAAGCCAAGAAACAGCUUACAAAGGGGGGAGAGAUUAAAGACAGCAUAUCGUUGUAGAGGAAAUGCAGAAUAAUGUGAGGGGAAAUGUUCAGGGGAAAAUAUGCUCAGAAAGAUGCCAGUAAAGUAAACAUGUAUGAAAUUGCACAAUUGAGCCGGGGCCUCGGCUGCGCCAGCCAAGUCAUGCGCUGAGAUGGAGGGAACGAGUAAGGGAGAAGGGUUGAGAGGAAAAGAACCAGAAACAGAGAGAAAAAUAGCUUGUGCUUGAUAGUCAUAACCUUCAGUAAAUAACAAAGGAAAACUGGUUGCUUUGUGCGUCUGUUCACCCCUGCUAACUCUAUUUCAUUUUCAUCCUUUAAGAAAUUAUCUUGUGAGGAAAUUAAGUUUUUUUUUUCCCUUAUUCCUUUUCAUUGUUAAUUUCUUCAGGUCAUUGCCAAAGUUUUUCCCAAUGUUCAUGUCAGCAUGCCCUCCUAGAUGUCAUCCUCUUUCCAGACCUAACAAUUAUCACCCAAUAAGCACAUGACCCACAGUAGGCUCUUUGUAGUUGAAUAGGAAAGGGGGUUCUGGCUGCCUUUGUCCUCCUGCUGCAUCUGUUUAGCUUGGAUCUCUGUUUCUUUCUCUACCUUGGACACAUACAAGACGGACUAAGUGGACUUUGGCACAGAUCUUUUCGUUUACAGUGAUGCAGCCUCUGCUCCAGAGGUUUAAAUUCAAAGACAAACAAAUAGCAAGGACAAAACAAGCAGGAAUUUUUGGAAGAGAGAAAGUUGGUCAGGGAUAAGAUUUGAUCGUAUAUCUGUGUAUCACACACACUCAUGCAGGCAGACACACACACACACACACACACACACACACACACACACACACACACACACAGCUGGAUAGCAGACUGCUGCUCCAGAUUAGGUCAGAUUUAAUUAGGUUGCCCUGCUCCGUUUGGAGUGUCGCUUCUUGUAGAAAAACCCAUUAUUAAAGAAGAGGCGAUUCCACUGACGGCUUCCACCCAACACACACUGAAACCUGUGCCAAAAUAUUACAGAGCCUCAGGGUCCCCUCUCUCUCUCUCCCUCUCUCUCCCUCUCGCACACACACACACACACACACACACACACACAUAUUCACCAAGAGACAUACACACAAAAGCAUCUAUUCUGGUUUUGGAAAAGGUUAUGUGUAGAAAUGAUGGAUGAUGAUCUAAUGAAGAUCACUGUGACGUUUUGAGAUGGUUGUACCCGACUGGUUGUGGUUCAGGGGAUAAGAAAGUUCAGCAGUAACGCAGACUGCCACGCAGACAGCAGUAGCUACAAAUAAAUGGAAAAAACAAUACACGACAGAAUACAUACAUCACAUACAUCACAGAAAGACAGGAUCUUAUUUCGGCCGGCAUGAAGCAGAUGUGCGUGAAAAAUCAAGCAUGUCCAGUGUUUCGUUUUGUGGUUUUACCACAGUUUAUACCAUAAAAACAAUUAAGAGCAAUACAUUAAACCAAACAGUAUUUUUUUUUCAUUUUCUGCAUUUCAUGUCAAUAUUGAUCUUACUUUGCUUUAGUGAAAUGAAUGUAUUUAUUGCAUGUCAAAAUGUUUUAUAGUUAAUUUUUGUGUAAAUUUAAAUUGUGGGUUUUUAUGAUAAUUUCAUUUAAUUAUGGUGUCUUGAUAAGGCUUUUAUUUUUUUUAAAAGCCAAUGUGAAAAAUGUCAUGUUUUUUUUGUUUGUUACUAUACUCAAAAUCAACUUGGCAAUAAAGUGAAUUGCAUAAUGGA